GCGGUUUUAGACAGGGGCCAACAGGGGCCGGUGCCCCUGUAGAACCGGCCCUGGCCCCCGUUAUGGCCCCUGCACCGAACCGAAUGCGAUGACACGGAAACUGGAACUAAUAUGCCGCAACGUUUCACGCGGAAUCUUUAGUGCGGUGCGCGCUAAUAUUUCUCAACGAGAAAAAGAAAAAAGAAGAAUAGCAUUUACAGACGAGUCGGACGACUAACGGAAAAUGGUGUAAAGAGACGGAGCACAGGAAACGUCAGUAAUCAUGAAAAGAAAAAGAGACAUUGCCUCAUUUUUCACCACUGUUGGCAAGGAAAAAUGUAGAGAGAGGGAGGAUGAAGAUAACAGAGCCGAGGAGCAGGAUGAAAGAGAGAAGGAGGAGAUGGUUAGUGAGGAAGCUGACAAAUCAGAAACAGAAGCAUUCAAUCCUGAGAGUGAGGAAGACGAUGUAGGCUGUGAGGGAGAGAGUGAGGAGAAGAAAGGACAACCAGUGGAUCCUCCAUCACAUUUAUCAAGUUCACAGCCAUCAGAUAUCAGUAAGUGCAAGGAUGAUCAACCAGUGCAGCCUAAUUUAAAGAUGUUUCCAACCACAGUUAUGGCGGACAGAAGACGCAGCUUCCAGGCAAGCUGGUAUGAAAGUCAUCCUUGGGUGGAAUAUUCUGCAAUUAUGGAUUCUGCAUAUUGCUAUGCCUGCAGACAUUUCAGCCCACCAAAUAUUUCUGGCAGUGUGUUUGACUCACCAUCAGGCUUUAGGAAUUGGAAAAAAGCAACUGCAAGAGAGGGAGGGUUUUCACGGGGACUGAGGAAUGAUCAGGAGGGUCAGCCUCAUGAGUCUCUGCCGGUUGGCCACCUGGCGGCACAGCAGAGAAGUGGCAGUUAUCAGACCAUGAAGAGAUGCGUUUACUGGACCAACAGAUAA
Molecule: messenger RNA, 916 nt
Organism: Cyprinodon tularosa
Lineage: Eukaryota; Metazoa; Chordata; Actinopteri; Cyprinodontiformes; Cyprinodontidae
Exons: 4
Coding region: 263-916 (217 amino acids)
Source: RefSeq, a predicted model, not a curated record